This is a messenger RNA of Saccostrea echinata, 1499 nucleotides long. RefSeq names its product spermine oxidase-like. Bases 1 to 1497 code for a protein of 498 amino acids. Gene Ontology annotation, molecular function: polyamine oxidase activity. The record is from RefSeq and is a predicted model, not a curated record. The transcript has 5 exons. Lineage: Eukaryota; Metazoa; Mollusca; Bivalvia; Ostreida; Ostreidae.
AUGACAGAGGGGGCUGAUGCAAUAGGAAACAAAGGAUCCCUCUCAGUGGUCAUCGUGGGAGGGGGUAUUGCGGGGAUAAGUGCGGCUCGUCAUCUCAUUAAAAAUGGAAUUCAACAGGUUAAGAUUUUGGAAGCAAUGAAUCGAUUGGGGGGUCGAAUACUUACCGUAAACGGAGAGGCAGGAAAGAUUGACUUUGGUGCUCAGUACAUCCACGGAGGAGAUGAGAACCCCUUGUACCAGAUGGCUGUCAAACAUGAUCUUAUUGACCGCUCAUCAAAGACGACCAAAGGCUCAGGAACAUCAUCAUUUUACGGAAACGAAUUUUACAAGGAAAACGGGUCCCGAAUUCCAAAGGAAAUCGUUAGGGAUGUCAACGAGUUUCUGGAAAGUGUGCAUGAAGAAUGUAAUGGUAUUGAAGAAAAUACAAACUGCCAUGAGAGCAUGGGGCAUUGUUUUGAAAGGAGAUUCGAAGAAUAUUUGGGGUCACGUGACGAUACAGAGGAGGAUGUUGACAUAAAGAAAGGGUUGUUCGAUUGGCGAAUUCGAUGGGAGAUACAUGACAACGGCUGCCGUUCCUUGUUUGAUGUAGCAUCGCCAGCCAGGUACCAAAAUUACAACGGAAGCUAUUUUACAGAAGUAAAAAAUGGUUUUCAAUCAGUGCUUUCCAUCCUUUUAAGAGAUAUUCCUUCUGAGUGCAUUAGAACAGAAACACCAGUUACGAAAAUAGAUUGGGAAAGUAGUGGCAUUUGUAAUGAUAGAAUAGGAUCAAAGCAAUGUAUGAUUGAAACUAAACACGGUGAAUAUAUUUAUUGUGAUUAUGUGAUUGUAACUGUACCUCUAGGUUUUCUGCAAUCAAACACUGAAAAACUAUUCCAGCCACCGUUACCUUCAAGGAAAAAGGCGGCGAUUUUGCGAAGUGGGUUUGGAAACUUAGUGAAAGUAUUUCUUACGUGGACGACACCGUUUUGGGACAAAUCUUUUGAAGGAAUUCAAUUUGUAUGGACUUCAAAUAAAGACGUAAUCGAUAAACAACCAGCUUCAAUCCUAACCAAAAAGAACGGUGAUCCCUGGUACCGGGACUUUGACGGUUUCCACGUAUUGAGGGACAACCCCUCUACUCUUCUGGGGUGGAUUGGAGGGGAGGGAGGGUGUCUGUCAGAAUGCUUGGCAGAGGGAGAAAUUUUGGAAACGUGUUACCUAUUGCUAAAAAAAUUUGCUCCUGACAUGAAUAUUCCAAAGCCUUGCAAGAUGCAAAGAUCCCAGUGGCAGAGCCUGGAGUAUAUCCGAGGAAGUUACAGUUAUGUAUCCAUCUACAGUGAACCUAACGACUUCGAGGAACUCACAAAACCACUGCCCUCCAAACAGAACCCUGUGCUACUGUUUGCUGGUGAGGCCAUGAGUUAUCAUCAUUAUUCUACAACCCAUGGAGCUUACGAGUCUGGUAUAGAUGCUGCUAACCUUGUAUUGCAGAAUGCGACACAAUUUUUAAAUAUAUAAAG